This is a messenger RNA of Fusarium tjaetaba, 477 nucleotides long. RefSeq lists its product as uncharacterized. The transcript is spliced from 2 exons. Lineage: Eukaryota; Fungi; Ascomycota; Sordariomycetes; Hypocreales; Nectriaceae. The record is from RefSeq and is a predicted model, not a curated record. Bases 1 to 477 code for a protein of 158 amino acids.
AUGUCACCAUCCAAGACACGCGCCGAACGAGUUGAAACAGACGUCUUGCUGGCCAUCAAGCCCGAACACCUGGCAAACAUCAUCAGCCGACAGAAGAACCAUGAGUAUCGCAAGUAUCGUCUUAAAGAUGGUGUCUCGCGCCUCUGGCUUUACGAGACUGGCAGUGGAGGCGGUCGCUCAUCAAUCACACACAUCGCAGUGAUCCCACCAAACACUCGCCGUGAACCAGGUUCUGUGCCGACCGAGCCUUUUGGUAUUGGCAAUGAAGACUUCAACGCUGGACGCAAGGAGUCCAAGUACGGAUAUCCGAUCCUGGAGCUCUACGAACUUGUGAACCCAGUUACUCUCAACGAAAUGAAGACGCGAUGGGGCAUGGGUGGUGCGCCUAUGGGAUGGCAGUAUGUGGCAUCAAAUCUCUGGGAGGACAGAUGGGGUGAGGAUGAGGAGAGAGGUGAGAAGGUGAAGAAAUUGUUUUAA